Messenger RNA from Saprolegnia diclina VS20, 767 nucleotides. RefSeq lists its product as hypothetical. Gene Ontology annotation, molecular function: DNA-binding transcription factor activity, RNA polymerase II-specific; DNA binding. The record is from RefSeq and is a predicted model, not a curated record. Bases 45 to 713 code for a protein of 222 amino acids. NCBI's taxonomy places the organism in Eukaryota, Oomycota, Saprolegniomycetes, Saprolegniales, Saprolegniaceae. The transcript has a single exon. Gene Ontology annotation, biological process: regulation of DNA-templated transcription.
AAAAGGCCGAGAUACGAGCGUUGGAGAAAAGAGGCAGUUGAGCGAUGACGUUGCCCAACGUGAGUGCAUACACGCCUCGUCCGAGUGCCAGCCGCGCCGCCGCCUCGCCACUCCCGGUCCUUGCGCCGUCACCCGCUGCCAUCCUCGCGCUCGUGCGGGACCAUCCGCUCUAUGGGCUCCUCCAGCGGGUCUUUGUGUUGCUCGAGACUCCGCCCGAGGCAGCGACGGCGCAACCAAGCUUGCCCUCCAAGCGCGAGCUCGCCAAGCUCAUUGCGCAGGCGCAGGCGCCAACCCAUGCGAUUGUGACACCGACACUCCUCGUGUUUUUGACGCUGCAGCUGCGGAUGCUCCGAUACUUUGAGGUGGUGUUGCAGGCGCGGGGGCGGCGGUUCUCGUCGUCGGCCGACUCGAGUCCCACGCACAAGGCGAGCGACGACGACGACGCAACGAUGCUUGAGGACGAGAAGAAGCUCAAGCGCGCGCGCCUCACGCGCCGCUCGAACGAGUUUAUGACCGCGUGGUUCCUUGCGCACAAGGGCAACCCGUACCCGUCGGCGAAGGAGCGCAACGAGAUUGCGAGUACGACGCAGCUCAGCGAACUCCAAGUGCGCAACUGGUUUGCCAACAUGCGCAAGCGUCAUUGGAAGCCGCAGAAUUCGGACAAGAAGCCCCGCUGCCUCCUUGACCUUGUCCUGCGUCGGUCGAGUCCGUGAUGCUUUGUGUUGGAGAGCGCAUUGAGCAAUAAACGACGGUUCCUGCAGUGCUUC